AUGGGGAAUCAUGUUCCCGCGGGUUUCUUUACGCAGGCUAAUUCCUUGUUUAGAAAGAACUUAACAUAUCAGAAACGGAACAUAUGGAGCAACGUUCGGCUCAUCGUGAUCCCUUUCUACCUCUGCGUACUGCUAGUUGGCAUUCAAGUCUUGUUCGAUACACAAGUUAAUAACUCUGCUGAUAAUCGAUGUGGUUGUCGAUGCAUCGACAAAAAUGGAGAUGGUAAAUGCGGACAAAAGAGUUGCGGUUUACAAUAUUCGUCUCAAAACCAAGCCUUCUUUUGUGCUUUCCCCAACCCUCCACCAUUGCUCCCGUUGUUACAUAUUCCGCGUCCUGAAACUCGUUCUUCUGAUCGUGACCGUGACUCGUGCAGACAAACUGGAUCUUGUCCUGUCACUAUACUUCUUACUGGAAAUAACCAUUCCCUUGGAACAACUAUAUCUCGGAAUCUUCUCAGUACAUCUUUCGCGAUGAACUCCUCUGAUCUUUUCUUGCGUAAUCUAGCCUAUAAUGUCUUGGGUACUACAUCAAAGGCAGACUACACCAAUUAUCUUGAUCCAGGGAUUCUCUCAGAUCUUCCCAUCUUCAACGUCCAACCUCGGUGCACUCCAGACACUACAACAUUCUCAUUCCCCUUCCGACAAUCACCUCUCGAGUUUCAUAAAGAGGUGCGAUGCGUUGAAGGAUUGAAUCUCUGGCGAAACAACUCCAUAGAGAUUAGCAAUGAGAUCUUCAAGGGAUAUCGACAAGGAAAUCUCGAGGAGAUCAUCAACGAGGUCGCUGCAGCAUAUGAUCUCAUGGAUACCGAUAUAAACAACUUCAAUGUGACCAUUUGGUACAACUCUACAUACAAGGGAGAUUUACGAGAUAGGCGUGUAAAGUAUGUCCGAGUUCCGCGCUCAGUAAAUUUGGUUUCGAAUGCUUAUCUUGAGUUUUUGCAAGGCUCAGGGACAAAGAUGUUAUUCGAUUUUGUGAAAGAAAUGCCAAAACAAGAAACUAGGCUCCGACUGGAAAUGGCGUCUCUCAUUGGCCCUAUUUUCUUCACAUGGGUUAUUCUCCUUCUGUUCCCGGUGAUGUUAACCUCAUUGGUGUAUGAGAAGCAGCAGCAUUUAAGAAUUAUAAUGAAAAUGCAUGGCCUAGGAGAUGAACAAGUUUCAGAGCUAUUUCUCCUUGUAGGACUGAAGUUCUUCCGGUUUAAUGACUACAGCAUCCAGUUCAUUUUCUAUUUUCUCUGCAUAAAUCUACAAAUCUCCAUCGCCUUUCUAGUUUCCUCAGCAUUUUCAAAGAUUGAGACAGCAUCAGUUGCUGCUUACCUAUAUGUGUUUGGAUCUGGGCUCUUGGGCGCGUUUCUCUUCCAGUUUCUGUUGGAAGGGAGUUGGAUAUAUAUCAUGGAGUUGUAUCCGGGCUUCUCUUUAUAUCGUGGGUUGUAUGAGUUCUCACAGUACGCAUUUAAGAGAAACUUGAAUGGAAGUGGUGGAAUGAAGUGGAAGGAUUUCAAUGAUAGUGCAAUGGAGGAAAUUUUCUACAUCAUUAUCGUCGAGUGGUUUGUUGCACUCAUUGCAGCUUACUAUACUGAUAAGAUAUCUUCAUCGGGAAUAGACCCUUUCUUUUUCUUGAAAAACCAAAACCCUUUCAAGAAAUCUCCUUCUCCAUAUGGCUUGCAAAGACAAGUCUCCGCUAUUGCCAUAGAAAUGGAAAAAUUAGAUGUUGCACAUGAGUUAAUGCUUGAGACGAGCACAGGCCAUGCGAUUGUAUGUGACAAUCUGAAGAAGGUGUAUCCAUGUAGGGAUGGGAACCCACAAAAAAUGGCAGUUCGCGGAUUAUCUCUUGCAGUGCCUUCAGGAGAAUGCUUUGGCAUGUUAGGGCCCAAUGGUGCCGGAAAAACCUCCUUCAUCAAUAUGAUGACUGGGCUUAUGAAACCAACGUCUGGGGCAGCCUUUGUUCAUGGUUUGGAUAUAUGCAAGGACAUGGACAUUGUAUACACCAGCAUUGGUGUUUGUCCACAGCAUGACUUGCUCUGGGAAACGCUGACAGGAAGGGAACAUUUGCUCUUUUAUGGGAGACUAAAGAAUCUCAAAGGCUCUGAUCUCGACCAAGCCGUAGAAGAAUCUCUUAAGAGUGUGAACCUAUUUCGUGGUGGAGUUGCUGAUAAACCUGCUGGGAAAUAUAGUGGAGGCAUGAAAAGGAGACUAAGCGUAGCAAUUUCACUUAUUGGGAGUCCUAAGGUGGUUUAUAUGGAUGAGCCAAGCACAGGACUUGAUCCGGCUUCAAGAAGGAGCUUAUGGACAGCCAUCAAACGUGCAAAAAACCACACUGCGAUAAUCCUCACGACUCACUCAAUGGAAGAAGCAGAGUUUCUAUGUGACCGAUUAGGCAUUUUUGUAGACGGAAGGUUACAAUGCGUAGGGAAUCCAAAAGAGCUAAAGGCAAGGUAUGGUGGAUCUUAUGUUUUAACUAUGACAACACCAUCGGAACAUGAAAAGGAUGUGGAGAUGUUGGUUCAAGAUGUUUCUCCAAACGCCAAGAAAAUAUAUCACAUCGCAGGGACACAAAAAUUUGAGAUACCAAAAGAGGAAGUUCGGAUCUCGGAAGUGUUUCAGGCGGUGGAGAAGGCAAAGGACAAUUUUAGGGUGUUUGCUUGGGGACUUGCAGACACAACUCUUGAAGACGUUUUCAUUAAGGUUGCUAGAACUGCUCAGGCCUCUAAUGUCUUCUCUUGAAUCUUCUUUAGAUUAUCAGUUUUUGUAGCUGUUCAACGUCAAUAUUUGAUUGUUCGAACUCAUGAAUUACGAUAAUGUUGCAAAUGCAUAAGAGUAAAGAAAAU
Messenger RNA from Arabidopsis thaliana (thale cress), 2825 nucleotides. RefSeq names its product ABC2 homolog 4 (gene ABCA5). Bases 1 to 2721 code for a protein of 906 amino acids. The transcript has 16 exons. The record is from RefSeq and is marked reviewed. Gene Ontology annotation, molecular function: ATP hydrolysis activity; ABC-type transporter activity; ATP binding. NCBI's taxonomy places the organism in Eukaryota, Viridiplantae, Streptophyta, Magnoliopsida, Brassicales, Brassicaceae. Gene Ontology annotation, cellular component: membrane. Gene Ontology annotation, biological process: transmembrane transport.